Molecule: messenger RNA, 1773 nt
Organism: Cladocopium goreaui
Lineage: Eukaryota; Dinophyceae; Suessiales; Symbiodiniaceae
Source: the annotation of a GenBank genome assembly
UUGACCGAUGGGCGCGGGGGCCUUGACGACGGCGACACAGCAGCAACUGAGAGAAGUGGUGCUGGCGCUGCCCCGCGUUGAUCGUGAGAAUCUGAAGGAGGCCUUGCAACGAUUGGACGGUGAUGCUUCGGGAAAUCUUUGCAGCGAUCUGCGGGAAUAUUUCAAGAAGCAGUACCGCUUGGGUGGUGAAUUUUGCCACGAGGAGUACGAAUAGACGGACGGGGAAGAGAAAUGGACCUGGAUCCACAAGCCCACGGGAAUCCAGGUGUGGAGAGAUGCCAUUGAUUUGACCGCAGGGGAGGGUGGAGACGUCUUUUUUCACUACACCAGCGAAGUGGCCUUUGGCAACAUUACACACCCCAGCAAAGAAGCCACCGAAGUUUGGGCGUCACUCAACACCUCGGGGCCCAACGCCAACGCCUGGUGGGGUCCUGGGGUCUACACGGUGCCGUUGGCGCCGGAUCGAUGGGAGGAUCGAGAGGAAUUGCUGGAUAACAACUUUCGCAACAUGAUGAGGAGAGAUCGAGAAGAUCCACAGAGGGGCGUGGAGUAUGUGAAGGCGGAAUAUCCCAAAGAGUAGCCUACUGUGUCCCGCUGAUCAUCGACCCAGCCUAUGCCUAUGAUGUGGCGCUGCGGGCAACGCCGGAGAUGCUGGAAGCCGGGAAGGAUCCGGGACGCAACCUGGCCGACAAGUUGCUGAACGAACCCGGAAAGCCACCCCGCUGCUGCGUGGUACUACGGAUCGCCGGGGAGGAAGGUAUCCAGCAUGCCCGUGGCCGUUUGCUGGACGCUCUGCGGCAGCGCGGCAAAGCUGGACGCCGCGACAGCAAGCUGAGACUGGGCGAGGUCCUGGACGCCCGCGGCCUCUAUGCCGAAGCGCUGCCUCUGCUGCAGCACGUGGUCUCCGAGGAGCUCCGGGCCUCCGGCGACGAAGAUCCCAAGACGCUGAGGGCCAGCAUCAGCUUGGCACAGCUGAAGUACCAUAUGGGACACUACUGCGAAGCAGAGAACAUGUUUCGGCAGUGCUUCGAAGCGAUGGAGCGCACUUUGGGUCCUACACAUCAUGAUACCCUGAGUUCGAUGAGCAGCCUUGCAGUCGUCAUGGACGACAUGGGAAGGGCAGCGGAUGCCCAGAGGCUCCAUCGGCAAUGCCUCGAGUUGUGCGAAGGCAGUCUGGGAGCGGAGCAUCCGGAGACACUGACGGCGGCCAACAACUUGGGAGGUGUGUUGACUACACUGGGACAAUUCGGAGAAGCAGAGAAGCUGUAUCGCCGCUGCUUGGAGGUGAGUGAAAGAACACUGGGCGCUGAACAUCCCGAUACCCUGGUUGCCAUAAUGAACCUGGCAUCUGUCUUGGAUGACAUGGGCCAUAGCCCGGAAGCUGAAACCAUGUACCGGCGCUGCUUGGAAGUGAACGAACGAAAUCUGGGUUCGGAGCAUCCUGACGCCCUGAGUGUAGUGAAUAAUUUGGCACACGUCUUGUGCAACAUGGAAAGACAUCAGGAAGCUGAACCUUUGUAUCGCAGAUGCUUGGAGGUUAGAGAACGGACUUUAGGAAAGGACCAUCCCGACACCUUGGCUUCCAUCCACAACCUGGCGGGAGUGAUGACCAGCCAGGGACGCCACAGCGAGGCACAGCGGUGCUACCAGAGCUGUCUGCAGGCGAUGGAUCGCAUCCUGGGACCGGAGCAUCCAAACACUUUGGCGGCGGUCAGCAAUCUGGCAGCGGUGCCCGGGCUGAAAGCGCUACAGCCAAGUAUGAGAUAUAAAUAA